Messenger RNA from Notolabrus celidotus (New Zealand spotty), 4772 nucleotides. RefSeq names its product cyclin-dependent kinase-like 5. The record is from RefSeq and is a predicted model, not a curated record. Gene Ontology annotation, biological process: regulation of dendrite development; positive regulation of axon extension; protein phosphorylation. Bases 394 to 3372 code for a protein of 992 amino acids. The transcript has 18 exons. Gene Ontology annotation, cellular component: dendrite cytoplasm; nucleus. Lineage: Eukaryota; Metazoa; Chordata; Actinopteri; Labriformes; Labridae. Gene Ontology annotation, molecular function: protein kinase activity; ATP binding.
CCUGGUGAUCUGCUCGCAGCUUGUCAACCGCACGAUCCAGUUACUGUAUCUGCCUGCUGCAUGAAAAUAUCUCCGUUUGUGGGUGGAUUUAUGGGCCGAGGUCCAUCAUUCUGAAACCAAACACUGACCGAGUGAGGACUUUAUCCUGUCCGUGCACACUGAUCCUCUCUCUCUGUGUGUGCUGUGGAUCUCUUCUUCUGGAGCUGAGGAGGGAGGCAGCGAACCCAGGCUUCAGGUGAAAGCGAUCCACUGAAGAAGGCAUGCAGCGGAUAUUAUGGCUGACAGCCGGCACACACCCCUCGGGAGCCAACAGCUGGCCGCCGCACGCCGUCCUGUAGCUGGGCCUCCUCUGCCUGAGCUCCAUGCACCUCACGCAUCUCACCUUUUGACUUCAUGAAGAUCCCUGACCUCGGUGAUGUGAUGAAUAAAUUUGAAGUCCUUGGGAUUGUGGGUGAAGGUGCCUAUGGUGUUGUUUUGAAGUGCCGACACAAGGAUACAAAUGAAAUUGUGGCCAUUAAAAAAUUCAAGGACAGUGAAGAAAAUGAAGAGGUCAAAGAAACGACGCUGCGGGAGCUUAAGAUGCUCCGCACCCUCAAGCAGGAGAACAUCGUCGAGUUAAAGGAGGCCUUCCGACGAAGAGGAAAACUCUACCUAGUGUUUGAAUAUGUGGAGAAGAACAUGCUCGAGCUGCUGGAAGAGUUACCCAACGGUGUACCGACUGACAAAGCUCGCAGCUACAUCUACCAGUUAAUCAGAGCCAUUCACUGGUGCCAUAAGCACGACAUCGUUCAUCGGGAUAUAAAGCCAGAGAACCUUCUCAUCAGCUCUGAUGACGUCCUCAAGUUAUGUGACUUUGGCUUUGCACGUAAUCUCUCUGAGGGGACCGAUGCCAAUUACACCGAGUAUGUGGCCACUAGAUGGUACCGGUCUCCAGAGCUCCUGCUCGGGGCUCCGUACGGGAAGGCGGUGGACAUGUGGUCAGUGGGCUGCAUCCUAGGAGAGCUGAGCGAUGGGCAGCCUCUGUUCCCAGGAGAGAGUGAGAUCGAUCAGCUCUUUACCAUCCAGAAAGUGUUGGGACCCCUCCCACCGGAGCAGAUGAAGCUCUUCUAUAACAACCCACGGUUCCACGGGCUGCGGUUCCCUGCUGUGAACCACCCCCAGACUCUUGAGCGAAGAUACCUGGGAAUCAUCGGCGGAGGCCUGCUGGACCUGCUAAAGAACCUACUGCUGCUGAACCCGACAGAACGCUUUCUCACCGAGCAGAGCCUGAACCACCACGCCUUCCAGACCCUGCGGCUGGUGGAUCGGCCUGGCCCACCCACACCUACACCUGUCCGCUCCUCCAAGAGAAAACCUCACCAUGGAGACAACACCACCCCCAGCAGGAGUCACGGCGGAAAGAGCUCAGGAAGCCACCGCUCCAGCAGCAGAGAGUGCUCCAGCUUGCCCCGGCACGACGACGUCCUCCCCAGCAAUGAUGCCUUCCUCAACGGCAACAUGCCUGCAGCCAUCAACCUCAGCCCGACGCUGCAUCCCAAGAACUACCAGCCGCAGAUCUACAACCACUCCACCUCCUGCAGCAUGGACCUGGCCAGCAGCAACCUGCCUCAUCUGCUCAGCCCCGGGGAAGCCAAGGGCAAGGGGGACUUUGAGAUGAACAUGGGGACCAAAGUGUCCGACGGUCCUGGAGCUAAGUACCUCAAAUCCAACUUCCGCUCGCAGCAGAACCGCCAUUCUUUUGUGGAGGGGAAGACCAACACGCUUCAGUCAGGGGACAAACACAGUCGACACAGCUACAUGGAGUCUCACAGCUCCAACCCCUCUAAGUUUGCCUACCUGAACUUGUCUAAGAGCUACGGGACGCUAAGUGAUGCUAAGUCAGUGGGGAACUUAAACGAUGUGCAUCUCUACGCUGAUGAGCCGACAUCUCGCUACUUUCCCUCCAGCUGCCUGGACCUCACAGCCCCGGGCAGCCCAGCAGCCCGCCGCAUGGACAGACUAGGACCUGGUGGGAUUAGCAGAGGAAGCAUGCGCACUGAGAGAGAGAGCAACACUCUGGACUCGUCUUAUAGGCGCUCCUCCACCCGCCACAAGUCCUCAGAGGAGGCCAAGUCCCCAGAUACCCUGGAGCCAGGGGAGGGUGGCAUCGAAAGGAGCCACUCUCACUCCCUGUCCGCCCCACACGACCCUCUAACUUACGGCCAGGGGUACACGAGCCCCUUCUCCUCGCAGCAGCGACCACACCGCCACUCCAUGUACGUACGGAGGGAUCAGAGGACACACGGGGGAGAGGAGGGGCUGGUGGUCGGGCAAGGCGGGCCUACCAGAGCCAGCAGUCUCCAGCUUCUGUCUCCACAGCUGCAGCACCGCACGCUGCCUCGCCACUCUGGGGGCUCCUCCAGAGAAGAAGACAUGAGUAGGAGUGACCAGACACCCACUGAGGUCACCCACAGCAGACCCCCAAUAAGGGACUCGACAAGGGACAACACCGCGUCUUUUCACACACAGCGGAAAAAAAGCGAGGUCGGCUUGUAUCACGACCAGCAAACAGAAGACGGGGGAUCGUCUAAAGAGAACCGAAACAUCUACAGUGAAUCCAUGCCUCGGAGGGUGGGCAGCUUCUACAGAGUCCCUUCUCCCCGGCCAGACAACUCCUUCCACGACAGCAGAGGUCAGAGCCGGGGCUCUGGAGACGGCCCGGGUCUCACUAACCACUCCAAACGUCAGCCGGCAUUCGACCCCUGGACCGGCCCGGACACUGUAGUGCUGAACGCCGAGCCGUCUAAAGAAAAGGAGAAGCAGGGGUUCUUCAGAGCAAUAAAGAAGAAGAAGAAAAAAUCUCAAAUGGUUCCUAAUGAAGGAGUGGAAACAGUCAUCCAGAAGUCCUCCAGGUCCAGCCACUCGAGCAGCCGCCACAGAUCCCGAGACAAGAGCAGAGACCGGGACCAAGAACGGGACCGAGACCGGGACAAAGACUGGCCUCCUGAGAAACUGUCCGAUUCACACUCUCCGAGUCAGCCGCUGAAGUCUCUGCGUAAACUCCUGCACCUUUCGUCCUCGUCCUCCAAUCAAACGGCUUCGACUGACAUGCGCUACCAGCCGCUGCCAAAUCCAGCCUCCUCACAGGGCGGAUUCACGGAGAGCCGGGGCCACUCAGGGGUCAGCACCCCCCAGCUGAAGAGCCGGCAGGCCGCCUACCCGCUGCCGGGACAGCUGGAGUCCAACUGGCACUCGUCCGCUCUGGGCCGGCCUGAGGGAAACCCUUACCCCGAACAAAUGAGCAUCAAGGGAGGCCAGAACGGGCACGGCUUCGGAAGGCCCUCCAGGUCCCGUAUGCCAAACCUUAACGACCUGAAAGAGACGGCUCUGUGAUCUCUGUCACCUUAAAUGCUCUCCGCUCCACUUCAGACUCUUUCUUUUCCCCUCUGUCGCUCCUACAUGUUGCUAAACAGUACACCUGCUAAACACACACACACACACACACACACACACACACACACACACACACACACACACACACACACACACUAAACCCUCAGUUUUAAACUCUGCUUGCAAACAGGCCAAAAGCCUUUUUAUGUCUUAAUUUUUUUUAAAGCUUCCAUGUUUGAUAGACUUUAUAUUAAUACUUCUGUAAUUCUGAUUAUAAUUUGUAUUAUAAAGUAAAUAUAUUGCAAAUUAAAUAUAUAUAUAAAUGGAUAGAUGAAGUGUAGAUUUUAAGUGUAAGUAUUUUUGUUUCUAUUGGAUAUAGAAAUAUAGUACAUUUUACUGCGUAGUAUUUCCCUUAAGACUAUCUAAGGCAUUCUAAAUAAAGUUUUAUCAGUUGUUUCAAUAGAGGUCGGUAACGUUGGUAACUUUACAUUGUGUUCAUCUCACAGGACUCUAACUCUUCAUCUCCAUCAGACCGCUGACAGACGCUGAAAUGUGCUUCUACAGGUCAAAGCAGUCUUGUUGUUGAGAUUAUAGUUGUAGUGCAGUUUUUCUGAGUUGGCACUGACAAACUAUAAAGCUUCGUUAUAUAUUUGUUCUCUUAAGAGUAUUUAGGUUUCUAUGUCUUUUUGUAACGCAGCCAUCUUAGACACUAUGGUGCCAUAAAGUGACAGAAGUCCUAACUUACAUCGCCCUCUGUAGGCUCAAACAAAGCACUGCAUCUACUGACUGAGAUCACCACGCACUAACCUACAUAUAGGCACUGAAUCUUCAUGCACAGUAUGAGUAAUCAUAUAUAAUCCAAUAAAUAAUACACAAUUUAUGCUAUGAUUACACCUCGGUCUUUUAAAAGAGAACAAACUGAUAACUAUUCCUCCUCAUACUGACUAUAACGAGUAUCCUCAAGGUACCAAUGUAAUCUCAAGUUAUUUACAGGAAUCUGAUGUUAAAGUAAGGAUUCAUUAUUCAGUAUAAACUUAAAGGUUCCUAACAACAGCUCUCCCCCCUCACCACCUGAAACUUUGUCUGUGCUCAUUUCUUUUCAUGAAGAUUUCACAGAAGCCACGUCCGAGUGUGUCGUCUCGUUGGAUCGGUUGAAUGAAUGUACACGUGCAUCCACAAUAUUACUCAAAGUCUAACUGCUGUAAAAAUGUGAUUUAUAUACCGUGUAUUUUUUCUUAUCAUUGUUUUGAAAGUAUUUUUUUUACAGCAGCUGGAGGAACACAAAAGCCAUUCUGGAUGUGAAAGUGCAGUGGUUCCCCAAACAAGCGGCCAUGUUGAAUCAACACAAGCUUCAGCAGUAUCGUAUCAUGAUUUCUUAAAGGUGGGGCGCUGGUGGCCUA